Messenger RNA from Eriocheir sinensis (Chinese mitten crab), 5179 nucleotides. RefSeq names its product protein transport protein Sec24C-like (gene Sec24CD). Gene Ontology annotation, molecular function: zinc ion binding; SNARE binding. The record is from RefSeq and is a predicted model, not a curated record. The transcript is spliced from 9 exons. NCBI's taxonomy places the organism in Eukaryota, Metazoa, Arthropoda, Malacostraca, Decapoda, Varunidae. The coding region runs from base 183 to 4151 and encodes 1322 amino acids. Gene Ontology annotation, biological process: COPII-coated vesicle cargo loading; intracellular protein transport; endoplasmic reticulum to Golgi vesicle-mediated transport. Gene Ontology annotation, cellular component: endoplasmic reticulum exit site; COPII vesicle coat.
CCAUUAAAGUAGUUAUUUAGUUAGUUCAGCGGGCGCCUGGCGGGACUCAGCUGUCAGUGACGUGGCGGAGGGACGCAUGCGCGGCCGUCCUGGACGUGGCACUUCUGACCUGUCAACUUGUGCCUCGCCCCGGCUUUCCUGCCCUUAGAGGAGAGAACCGCACCCAGGAGGGUGAGGGAGCAAUGCUGCCAGCUCAGGGCCCAAGACCUGUGGCCCCAUCACCCAUGCAAGGUGGAAUGAAACCAGGGAUGGGUCCUAUGAGACCCCCUGGACCAGCCCCCCCGAUGACUAGCAUGAGUCAGCAGUUUGGGGGUAUGAGUCUGGGCCCCCCUUCAGGACCUGGUCAGAUGAAGCCUCCACAAGGCCCAGUCUCCAAUGGCUAUCCAUACAGUGACCUUCAGAAUGGUCCUCCCUCUGGUCCACCUUCUGGCCCUCCUCCUGGUCCUUCCCCAGGUCCACCUCCUGGCCCUCCCACAAGACCCCAAUCAGGCCCUCCCAUAAGGCCUGGCCAGCCUGGAGCAGGACCUCACCCUCCACCUUCUUCCACCCCUGGCCAAAAUCCCACACCCCCUGCACCUAUGGUGAAGUCCCAGGCAUCACAGGGACAGCAUCCUAUGCCAGCACCUCCAGGGCAAAAUCCUCCUCCUUCAUACAUGACAGGAGGGCCUCCUAGUCAGUCAGGUCCUUCAGGACCAUCUGGCUUCCCCCAGUCUUCAAUGGCAGGACCUACAAGUCAGGCCAACAUGCCUCCAUCUGUGGGAGGUCCUCCUAGCCAACCAAGCUUUCCUCCAUCUGGAAUGGCUGGCCCCCCAAGCCAACCAGGUUUCCCUCCCUCUUCUAUGGCAGGUCCCCCAAACCAACCAAACUUUCCUCCCUCAUCUAUGGCAGGCCCCCCAAGCCAACCGGGCUUCCCUCCCUCAUCUAUGGCAGGUCCCCCAAGCCAGCCAGGCUUUCCUCCCUCUUCUAUGGCAGGGGGACUGCCAGGUCAUCCCAGCUUCCCCCCUUCCUCAGUGGCAAGUGGUCCUCCAGGUCAGCCUGGAUCUCAAGGACAGCCUGGUGUUCCUUCUUCAGCAGCUGGCCCUGCAGGCUACCCUCAGCCUGGAGCUCCAGGUCAGCCACAGUCCCCAAGACCAGGAAUGCCACUGGGACCGGGAAUGCCACCAGGACCGGGAAUGCCUCCAGGACCAGGAAUGCCACUAAGACCAGGAAUGCAACCAGGACCAGGCAUGCCUCUAAGACCGGGAAUGCCUCCAGGCCCAGGAAUGCCUCCAGGACCAGGAAUGCCAAGACCAGGAAUGGCACCACAACCAGGGAUGUCCCCACAACCAGGAAUGCCACCACAACCAGGAAUGCCACCACAACCAGGAAUGCCACCACAACAUGGGAUGCCUCCACAACCAGGGAUGCCUCCACAACCAGGGAUGCCUCCACAACCAGGGAUGCCUCCACAACCAGGGAUGCCUCCACAACCAGGGAUGCCUCCACAACCAGGGAUGCCACCACAACCAGGGAUGCCACCACAACCAGGAAUGCCACCACAACCAGGAAUGCCACCACAACCAGGAAUGCCACCACAGCAAGGGAUGCCUCAAAGACCAGGCAUGAUGCCACCAGGACCAUCCCAGUCUGGAAUGCCUCAAAGACCUGUCAUGCCACCAGGACCAGGUGGCCCCCCUGGUCCAAGUGCAUCACAGCCCAGUAAGCCAGGCAUGCCCCCAGGCCAGGGUGGUGCCCCAGUCAAUGGCAUGGGUGGCAGCAUGCAAAACAGGUACCCUGGGACAGGGGGAGUGAGUGGGCCCCAAUACUCUCAAGGCCAAAGUCGUCGCCUGAAUCCAGAUGAUAUGCCCAGCCCCCUGCAAGUAAUGGAGGAAGACAGACAGUGCCGCAGCGGAGAGUUCAUCACCAACAUGAAGGGUCAGGUGCCGCCACUUGUGACGACAGAAUUCACAGUCAGAGAUGGCGGCAAUGCUUCACCACACCACCUGCGUUCCACCAUGUACAGUGUCCCCCACACCCCAGAAAUGAUGAAGCAGACUCAUGUCCCAUUUGCCCUGGUGAUCAGUCCCAUGGCCGAAUCACCAAAUUCAGAUAACCCCCUUUAUGUCGGCACCAGUCUAGAGAGUGGUCCUGUCAGAUGCAAUCGCUGCAAGGCUUACAUGAGUCCUCUGAUGCAGUUCAUGGAUGGCGGCCGCAAGUACCAGUGUAAGCUGUGUCGAGGUAUUGUUGAGGUGCCAAAGGAAUACUUCUGUCACAUGGAUGGCCAGGGAUCCCGGGCAGACAAGUUCCAGCGGCCAGAGUUGUGCUGUGGUUCCUAUGAGUUUAUGGCCACUCCAGAGUACUGUAGGGAGAAGUUGCUGCCCAAGGAGCCAGCCUUCAUUUUUGUGAUAGAGAUGAGUCAGCUGAUGAUGCAGCGUGGGGUGAUUCCUCUCCUGUGCCAGAACAUGAAGGACGUCCUGGAGCAGCUGCCCCGUGACUGUAUCAAUGGCACCCGCUCACCACACUCCACCAUGCGUGUUGGCUUCAUCACCUACCAGUCUGACGUGCAUUUUUACAAGAUGGAUGGCCAGGCGCCAGAAAUGUGUGUUGUGUGUGACCGUGAGGACAUGUUUGUGCCAGUGCCUAGCGGGGUGCUGUGUGACCCCCGUGAGGCUGCCCAAAACAUUGAAAAGCUAAUGGAAAGCAUCCCAGAUAAUUUUAAAGGCACCCGGGAAACCUCUGGAGCCCUGGCAUGUGCAAUCAAAGCCGGCAUGGAGGCCCUCAAGGCUUCAGGCCGGGUGGGGAAACUGUUUGUGUUCCACUCCUCCCUGCCAAUGGGUGGAAAUGGGAGCCUCAAGAUGAGGGAGGACAGAAAGGUACUGGGAACCGAGAGAGAAAAGAAUGUGCUAAACCCUCAGGGCUCUUUCUAUAACAACCUUGGCCAAGACCUCGUGGCAGCUGGAUGCUCUGUUGACUUUUAUGUGUUCAACGAUGCUUACGUAGACCUAGCCACAGUCGGCCAAGUGCCUCGACUCUCUGGCGGUCAGUGUUACAAGUACACUUUCUUCCAAUCCAACAAAGAUGGCCCAAGACUUCUGCAAGACUUGAAGCUCAAUGUUGGCCGAGACAUUGCCUUUGAUGCUGUGAUGAGGGUGCGCACUUCUCAGGGGGUGAGGCCGGUCGAGUUCUUUGGGCAUUUCUUCAUGUCAAAUACAACAGAUGUGGAGCUAGCCAGCAUUGACUCUAGCAAAGCCAUUGCCAUUGAAGUGAAGCAUGAUGAUAAGCUAACAGAGGAGGAUGGGGUUUACAUCCAGGCAGCGCUGCUAUACACUUCAUGUGGUGGUCAGAGACGUUUACGCAUCCUCAAUAUUGCACUCACCAUAUGUAACCAGAUGGCAGACCUUUUCAAGAAUUGUGAAUUGGACACACUAAUGAACUUCUUUGGUAAGCAGUCUGUUGUAAGACUGCUGGAAGGCAAUCCCAAACAGGUGAAGGAGAACCUGGUUGCACGAACAGCAAACAUCCUUGCUUGUUACCGCAAGAAUUGUGCUUCACCAUCGUCUGCUGGUCAGCUCAUUUUGCCUGAGGCAAUGAAACUCUUGCCACUUUACAUCAAUUGUCUGAACAAGAGUGAUGCCAUCAGUGGAGGUCAGGAUCUGGCAUGCGAUGAGCGUUCGUGGCAAAUGUACCUCCUCUCCACUGCUACUGUGGAUGCCUCAGUGGUCUACUUCUACCCCAGAUUACUGCCACUCUCUGAUGUGGACCCACAGAGCACUGGGCUGCCUGCUGCACUGCGCACAUCCUACGACAAGCUGCAUCCAGAGGGAGUCUUUCUAUUGGAGAAUGGUAUACAGAUGUUUGUGUGGGUAGGAUCCAACACCUCUUCAUCAUGGCUAAUGGAUGUGUUUGGUGUGGCUGCCCCACAUCAACUGGACCCAGUCAUGGCCGAACUGCCAGAGAUUGACAACCCCCACUCCCGACGCGUCAGGGAUAUUGUAUCCACCGUCCGGGCGCAGAGGAAACGACAUGUCAGGAUGUUUGUCGUCCCUCAACAAGGCAAGCAUGAGAUGGUGAUGAGGAACUUCCUGGUGGAAGACAAAGGGAUGUAUGGCACUCCAAGUUAUGUUGACUUUCUAUGCCACGUACACAAGGAAAUACGUGCACUGCUCUCUUGAGAAACGUGGCAGCACUACCCAUGGGCCGCCUCCAACACCUCUUCUUCCUCAAGCAUUGUUGGACCAAUACCUUAUGAUGCCUCAUCCACACAGCCUUCCUACCCUUCUGCUCCCCAAAACUCAUCAACCUCAUCCUCUGUUGUAUCUUCCAUUUCCUCUCCAAGUAACUUAAGUGCUGCAGUGACUGCUAGUAAUACCCCUUACCAUCGUACACGUCAGCUCCCUUACCCACUCCUUGAACCCAGCUCCCAAGAUACUAAAAAUGCAUGUAGAACCAGCAUUACAUAUCCCAAAGUGGCUUCUACAUUGAAAAACUGGCACUAGGAGGUUGUCAGUGCUUGUUGGAUGGGUCUUCUAUAUAUGUCAAUCGUAAUCACCUGACAGACUUGCAGGGAUUUGUUGGGGGCAAAGUUCAUAACCAGUUGGAAUAGGUUGUCUUCAGAAGAGCUGGUAUGUACAGUGCUAACAUGGGUACUGCUGCUGUUACUGUUGUUACUCUGGUUGAUUUUUGUAAUACAUGCUCAGAUACUUCAAGAGAUCACACUACAUUAAUUAAUUUGUAAUUUUAAUGUUUAUUUUCUGUAUUCUGCCUUUUAUUUGCAAAGUGCAGUCUUUAAAACUCAAGACACCUUCCAGUCUAAACAUUGGACAUGCUACCUGUCCUAAGCUGAAGGAGUUAAAUAAACAGCUUAAUCAAAGUCUGUUAUAUAGAGAUUUUUGAUACAAUGAGUAGAACAACAAUCUUGUGACUUUCAAUACAUGGAUGAGUUUAUUUUUUAUGCAAACUAUUACUUAAAGCCUUUCACUUUUCAACUAGAAAUGUGAUGAACAAUUAUUUUCCUUGUAAUUACAUAUAUAUUGUUUACUUGUAUCAUACAUUUUUAGAGGAAAAUUAUAUUUGCUUCCUCUGGAAUCAAUGAAAUUAUGGGGGUUGGAUGAAAAUUUAAUGUAAUUAAUAGAAUUUUUAGGGCCUAUAUUUUGAGGAUGGAUGCAAUGUUACUCGUUAUGUUAAUAAAGUACUUGUUUAA